Molecule: messenger RNA, 3295 nt
Organism: Mauremys reevesii (Reeves's turtle)
Lineage: Eukaryota; Metazoa; Chordata; Testudines; Geoemydidae
Product: tubulin polyglutamylase TTLL13-like
Exons: 16
Coding region: 164-2773 (869 amino acids)
Biological process (GO): protein polyglutamylation; microtubule cytoskeleton organization
Cellular component (GO): cilium
Molecular function (GO): tubulin binding; tubulin-glutamic acid ligase activity
Source: RefSeq, a predicted model, not a curated record
UUCGUCGCCAUGGAGACAGCGUCAGGGCCUGUGGGAGCCGGAGGAGGCGCGGUUGCCCCAGGGGGCCCUCGCCCCGCCCGGAUGCGGGGCAGGGUGGCCUGGUAACCGGGCGGGGCCCAGCCGCCGGGGCCGAACAGGGACGACGCCUUGGGCAGCUAACAGAAUGAAGAUGAACUCCAAUGACAGCAGCGAAUCAGAGAAUGAUACUGAGGAAGAGGAGGAGGAAGAAGAGUUUGCAGAUGAACACAUUAAGAGACUAGGUGGAGGAAGUAAAGAUAUGCGGCAGGAUGGCACACCUCAGGAGGGAGCUUUUGAGACAGAGGACACGUGCCUAGGGCACAAGAGUAAACACAGUUCAGGUGGGAAAAGUGAUCUGGCAACGGUCUCACUGAUCGAUCUGAAAGAACAAAUGGCAGAAGACUGUGAAGCAGAGACCACUCCAAGAAAGAAAAAGAGAAAACACAGGCUGCUGUCUAUCAACCUGACCAACUGCAAGUAUGAGAGCGUGCGGCGUGCUGCCCGACACUGUGGUCUAAAAGAAGUGGGGGAGGAUGAGGAGUGGACGGUGUACUGGACUGACUGCUCGGUCUCUCUGGAGCGUGUCAUGGAAAUGAAGAGGUUUCAGAAAAUCAACCAUUUCCCGGGGAUGACAGAGAUCUGCCGGAAGGACCUGCUGGCCCGCAACCUCAACCGUAUGCUCAAACUCUUCCCCAAAGAGUACAGCAUCUUCCCCCGCACCUGGUGCCUGCCUGCUGACUAUGGGGAUUUCCAGGCCUACGGGCGCAUGAGGAAAAACAGGACGUACAUCUGCAAGCCAGACAGUGGCUGCCAAGGGAGGGGCAUCUUCAUAACCCGCAACCCAAAGGAGAUUAAACACGGGGAGCACCUGAUCUGCCAGCAGUACAUAUCUAAGCCCUUCCUUAUUGAUGGCUUCAAAUUUGACCUGCGUAUCUACGUCCUGGUCACAUCCUGUGACCCCCUGAAGAUUUUUGUCUAUGAGGAAGGGCUGGCCCGGUUUGCCACCAUGAGGUACAUCGAGCCCAGCAGCAGCAACCUGGUAAAGAAGGAUGAUAUCUGCAUGCACCUGACCAACUAUGCUAUCAACAAACAUAAUGAAAACUUCAUCCGAGACGACAUGAUGGGCAGUAAGAGGAAACUGUCUACCUUGAAUGCCUGGAUGAUGGACAACAGCUACAACACAACAGAACUCUGGGAAGACAUUGAGGACAUCAUUAUAAAGGCCCUUAUCUCAGCCCACCCUGUUCUGAAGCACAACUACCGCACCUGCUUCCCCAACCACAUCACUGGCUGUGCCUGCUUUGAGAUUCUGGGCUUUGACAUCUUGCUAGACAGAAAGCUGAAACCCUGGCUGCUGGAGGUGAAUCACUCGCCCAGUUUCACCACGGACUCGCGCUUGGACCGAGAGGUGAAGGACGCUUUGCUCUGUGACGCCAUCAAGCUGAUAAACCUGCGAGCCUGUGACAAGAGGAAGGUGCUGGAAGAGGACAAGCGACGGGUGAAGGAGCGACUCUUCCAGGCCCACCAGCCACCUCGUGAAGCCAGACGUGAGCAGUUAGAGAGCAGCCAGGCGGCCUGGCUGGCCCAAGCGGAGAAGUAUGAGAACACGCACCUGGGAGGGUACCGGCGCAUUUACCCCACGCGCGAGACAGACAAGUAUGAGCCAUUCUUCAAGCACAGUGGCUCCCUCUUCCAGGAGACGGUGGCUUCCAAGGCAAGAGAGGAGUGUGCCAGGCAGCAGCUGGAGGAAAUUCGCUUGAAGCAAGAGCAACGAGAGGCUUCUACUGGGAAGAAGAAAAAGGAGCGAAAGGAGAACCUGCAGGGAGAGUCAGCUGGGGAGAAAUCCCGGAUCCGCAGCAAGGCCAAGGCUCCUCCUACUCGCCUCACCUACAACAGCGCCAGGACCUGCGACAGGAAGAUGCAGCAGAUGGUGUUUGACUCCAUGCGGCCCCAGGAGAUAGUGGAAGAUGAGGAAGUAGAGAGGAUCAAGGCUCUUCUGCAGCGCGAAAACCUCAUACGGGGUCUGGGCAUCGUGGAUCAGCUCUCUCGGCUGCUCCACACAACUGAGCCUAGGCCUGUGGAUGUCCACAGGCCCCACAUCAAUAUCUCCGAGAGCCAGCCGCGAUUCCUUCAGGACGUGUUUGGGAACCAGGAGACACAGAGUUUAAUGACCCUCGUCCCCCUCUCGCUCCUGGGAGGCACAGUCCGGGAGUUAGGACAGCAGAUCAUGCAGCAGCCUGCGGCCAGGGCCCGGAUGCUGGGCAACCAGGGCUUCAUUCCUACCCUCCUGGGUACCCUGUCAGGCAUGGGCCAGAGCAUCCCCUACCGUGCACAGUAUAAGCCACAGCAUGGCCUGCAGCCGCAGAAGAACAUGAGCUGGUUAGGAAGCCACACUCUGGGGACACCGAUGGUCAACGAGCCCUGUGCUGUGGCAAAGAUACUGAAUGUGGGAGGCCGGAGAUUCUCCAGCGCCAGAAACAAGGUCGAAAGCCAUGCCCAUGCCCUCAGGCAGCCCCUCCACGUGGCCAGUGGUUACGCCGACUCUCUGAGCUACCUGGCUCAUGCUCGCAAGGCUCCAAAUCACACGUAUAGUGACUAUACCUUCCCCUCAGUGACAGACUCCCUCAACCGUGCUGCAGUCCAUGAGCUAGCCAUCAACUCUGCCUCUGCUCCCAUCAUCCAGCGCUCAGACACCUCACACCGCGCCAAUGCCAUGUCCAUUCUCAACUUCAACCACCACAGGAAAUGGACCUGAACCUUGGCCAAACAGUCUCUGGGGAAGAAAGGGACCAACGGCCUUGGGAAUCCUGCAGCCAAAGGUGAUGGCUGUGCCAAAAGACUUGCUUUCUUCUGCAUGGAAGGGAGAAAAACCUCCAAGGGGCCAGGCAGAUGAGGGGGAGACAAGGGAGACAGUGACCCCAGGCCUGCUGUGGUGACCUGGCGGCUAGUGAUGAGGACACCGGUGUCUGCUGCAGAUGAGGAGCCCUCUCAGUGAGGGCUGAGCACUUCAGACACCAUUUAGUGAGCGCUCUAGAGUCACGUCUCCAUUGGACAGAGCUGUUUUCCAACAAUGCUGUGCAAGUGAUUUUGUUAAUAGUAUUCGGCACCAUCCUCUCCAGCUGACUUUGUCCUGUAGCUGGGAUCCCCAGCCUGUAACUGCAGCCUCUCCCCCACACCUACUGAUCAGCACUGCAACAGGAGGGCAGGGCUUGUUUCCUUCAGGGCUGCAAGAGUUUGUUCUUUUGUAUCUGUCUUAGUAAAGUUUUAUACAGUUUUA